CCAAUGAUGGCUUCUCGGAACCAGAACAGGCCGCCUCGGAGUCCUGCUACUAAACGGGGUGAUGGUGACGGGGUUCCGUUAGACAAGCGUCGGAGGGUUGGAGCUGCUGCAGUGAAGACUGGAGGCGGCGACCGUAAGCCAUUUGGUUCCAUUAACAGGAAGCUGGAUGCGGCGGCCAGCUCGGCAGAUGCAAGCAUCAAUGAUGCUGCGGAGAGUAUUUGC
Molecule: messenger RNA, 222 nt
Organism: Linum tenue
Lineage: Eukaryota; Viridiplantae; Streptophyta; Magnoliopsida; Malpighiales; Linaceae
Source: the annotation of a GenBank genome assembly